Messenger RNA from Physcomitrium patens, 856 nucleotides. NCBI's taxonomy places the organism in Eukaryota, Viridiplantae, Streptophyta, Bryopsida, Funariales, Funariaceae. The record is from RefSeq and is a predicted model, not a curated record.
CCGUUCUCCCUGCAUCAUUCUUCGUGUGGCUCCCUCUCCAUCGCACAAACGAUUGCUCGCUCACUUUUGGGUUCUUCUCACCUCGCUCGCCACCUCUAGCUUUCAGUCUUUCGUUUUGAGCAAGAUGGUGAGAAUGCCUGGAGCUUUGCUUGCUUUCGUGUUAGCCUCCGCGAUGUUAAUCUGGGAUGUGCCAGUCACUGCCCUUACCAUUCCUUCGGGUGCAGCUACAAUGGGUAAAAUUGGUGGUUUGUUACGAGAGUGUCGAUGUGGUUGCAGGUCGAGACAAGGACGCGUGGCCUGAGCUUCUUCAUGAGGACUGGGAAGUGGCAAAGGCCGCGUUGGAGUCCAGCGGGUUUGUUCAGAAUGUGUACGUGCAGCACCCCGGUGGAUCCAGGCCUGCCAACAUCGGCAGCCCCGCCGAUAUUUGGCUCUACACAGACGGCAGCACCACGUACGAGAUCCCUCGACGUGGGGUCUGGCAUCCUAACCGGUUGGUUCCAGGUUGGCCGGAGCUGACCGGCACCUUCUACACCGCAGCGAUUGCGAAAAUCAAGUCAGAUUAUCUCGGUGUGACUGUUAUAUACAGCCCCAAGGGCUCACCAGUUUACACAACCGAGAUUCGGAUGGACCGCGUCAUCGUGAGCAUCAACAGCACCGAUGGGACGGUGCUCGGGGUACCCUCGGUCUAUUAAGAGCUCGAAGCAACUGAUUCACAUUCACAAACUGAGAAUGCAUAGUCCAGAGUCAUAGUCCGUUUUUUAGGUCUGUUAGUUUUCCUCAUGCACACCCUCUUCGAGUCCUUGGCCUUGUUCUCAACUUCCAGGAAUAAAACUGUUUUCCUGUCUCGUGUAUGUUU